UCACCUGUUACACCUGUAUUACCGCGCUGUAAAGGUGCGACUCCAGCUCUUGCCGGUGCACCUGUUGCGUUGUUGUGCCAUGACCGAGGAGCUCAUAACGUGCGAGCUAACAUGCCCGACAUCACCCGUCGACAAAAAGGCGAAUUUUGACGGCGUAAAAAUCGAGGGUAUGGAUUUUGAGCAGCCUAUUUUCUCCGUUUUGAGCGACGGGAUGAAGGAGCAGCAGCAGGCGGGGGGGAAGAGCUCAUGUGACGGCGACGUCGAGGCGAACUCCCUCGGAACGACCACCCAAACGGACACCGAGUCCGGGAUCUUCUCCGUUGAAUGUGAGCAGUGUGUGGAGCACGAGUCCGAGAUGGACUGGUUCUGUGGCACCGAACAAAAACUUAUUUGCUCCCAUUGCGCCACUGUGGGCCCCUGCCACGGACACACGGUGACCCCUUUGGUUACCAGAGUAACAGCAGUCAGGAACCAACUGGUUGACGUGUGUGAGAAAAUACAGCUGAAGGCUCAGAGGAUCGAGAAGUUUAUCGACCAGACACUGACAGCUAAAGAGCAAAAGCUUCAGGCAGCAGCAAGGAGAACGAGAGAGCAGGUCCUGGCUCAGGUGAGUGCAGCACGUGAAGCGUUGGAGGAGGAGGAGCAGCGUCUGCUGGAGGAGGUGCAGAGAGAGGAGGAGCGUGUGGAGCAGUGUCUCCUCACACAGAGAGCUCACUGGAGCCAGGCUCUGUCCAGUCUGACGCAGACACGCUCAGGCCUGGUGCACACGCUGACACACACUCCCGACGCACAACUGGUGACGAGUGUACAGGAGAUAGCUGAAAGGGUGGAGGAGACAGACGGUGUUGGAGAGCCUUGUGACACAGACCAGCUCAACCUGAACUCAUCCUGCAGCAACAGCAAGCUGCUCAGAGGGCUGUGGGCCGCUGCAGUGCUGCUGGGCCCGAAUGCUUAUGGAUCAGCUUAUUUAAAGUUUGACGAGCGCACCGUGAGCCACCUCCUGUCGCCGUCUGAAGACUUCUGCACUUUGACCUUCGUCCACAAAAAAUCUCGCCGGUCGCCCGCUUAUGACCCUGCACGAUUUGACUGUUGGCCCAACGCCCUGGGCUCUCUGGCCAUGUCCUCCGGCACCCACAGCUGGGUGGUGGAUGUCGGCCAGAGUGGCGCCUUCAAAGUCGGGGUCUGCUAUUCCUCUCUGGAGCGCAAAGGCUCCGGGAACGAGGCGCGACUGGGUCACAACAGUAAGUCGUGGGUGCUGUCUCACUAUGAUGGGCACUACUCCUUCUGCCACGCGGGGAAGAAGGUGCCCCUGCAGGUGGUGAGUAGGCCCCAGAGGAUCGGCCUGCUGCUGGACUGGCCGAGUCAGACUCUGUUGUUUUAUGAGCCAGACUCCUUCGCUGUUCUGUACACUGUAACGCAUCCUUUUGAUGGCCCACUGCUGCCGGCCUGCGCUGUGACUGACCGCAGUAUCACCAUCCUGCACUGACAGAGCGCUCACAACACCUAAAACUUUAUGUCCUUAAACAUGUGAAGAAAUGCAACAGGAAGACGACUUUCUAUGAAGCUGACGAUCCUCAAUCUGUGCAAUCAUGAAAGCAGAAAAAAAUCAUCCUUUUUCUAUUCUUUGCCUUUUUAUUUGGAUAGGACAGCCGAACAGAGAGAGAGGAAGUAGAGGGCGGUCGAUGAGCAUUAAAGAGUGUCUGAUUUGAGUGUCAGUGAGGACCUAGUGUCUGUAUGCUCUACAACACGAACUCAACCGAAGCCCCUGGAGUGAAUUCAUAAAUAUUCUUGAUGUAUUUUUAAGUAGCAGGUGAUAAUUAAAUGAGUAUUUUAAUUAUUUAGACAUCUUAUGUGUUCAUAUGAUACUGUAGUGCUAAAACAGUAUUUUUUGACUGACAAUGAUUGUGUUUUUUUAUAUUAUUUCAUACAAAAUGAUCAGUCAAUGUGAGUUUGAAACUCUCCAAAGACUCUUAAAAUAAAUAUUUAUUUCACUAGUUUAGCCAGGAUUACACUAGGAUACCUAGAGAAUAUUUAGAUUUGAUUCUUUGGAUGUAAUAUGGUAACUACAUUUAUUAAAAAAAAGAUGUUUCUCACUGUAGACAUUUCAGUGAAAACAUAAAAAACACUUUUGUACAUUUGAUUGUGUGAUUUCUUUGUUCUUCAGUGUCAUGAGUUUGUCGUUUUUCAAGCCACAUAAAGUUUCAUUUCUCGUUUGAA
Messenger RNA from Labrus bergylta (ballan wrasse), 2217 nucleotides. RefSeq names its product B-box and SPRY domain containing (gene bspry). Gene Ontology annotation, cellular component: cytoplasm. NCBI's taxonomy places the organism in Eukaryota, Metazoa, Chordata, Actinopteri, Labriformes, Labridae. Gene Ontology annotation, molecular function: protein binding; ubiquitin protein ligase activity. The record is from RefSeq and is a predicted model, not a curated record. Gene Ontology annotation, biological process: protein ubiquitination.